AUGUCUACUGAUACCGGACGCAUUUAUACUGGAUCAUGGGUCAACCACGCCAAAGGUUCAAUCACUGGAGCGACUCUGACCCUUUCUAGUUCACAGGGAGCCUUUUUGGUAGCUUUUCUCGGUGUUUUCAUAACAUUGGUCGGAUCGCAAUUCUGGGUUCUUGUCAGUUUUGCUCUUCAUCAGCUGAAUUGCACCAAGACAUACGACGGCCUUCAAAAGCAGCAUCAAGUUAUCCUGAGAAAUAGCGGCACCUCUGCCGGCGCUGCAUAUGAAUUGCUCCGUCUCCCUUUCUACUGGUGGCGACGAGAAGACCAGACACAGCGAAUAGAAGAUGCCCGGCUGUGGCCCUUCCUGCGACGCUCAUGGGUUUUGUCACUCUUUCCGCUGCUGUCUUUCGCCUUGUUUGCUGGAGCUGGAGUGCUUUCAUCUCAAGUGACCAAGGCAGCGGGUGAUGAGUUGCUUGUCUCGGGAUCUAACUGCGGACAGUGGAAUUUCAAUCCGCAAGCGCCAAUGAGCUCAUACGUGGAAAAGUCUCAGAACGAAAGUCAAAUUGCAUACAACUAUGCUCGCGAAUGCUACGGCGGCUCAGUAAGCUCCACCACCUGUAAUACCUACAUGCAUCAACAACUCAAGUGGUCUGAGGAUCGGAAUGCCAACUGCCCAUUCGAAAGCGGAAUGUGCCUGCUAGGCGACACGGCAGCCCUGAAGCUCGACACAGGCUACAUCGAUUCUCACACAGUGUUGGGCAUCAACAGCCCAAAAAGAGAUCGUAUCGAUUAUCGAAGGGUCACGACUUGUGCGCCAUUGAAUACUUCUGGCAGGAUACAGCCGAAUAAAAUCAGUGGCACCAGUAUUAUCUACUAUGACUACGAUUUCGGGCCCACGAGUAGUAGCAACGUCACAUGGACGUAUUUUGAGGUUUUCUCCAGCCUAGGAGGUCUUUUGUACUCGCUCGAUCAAUGGGCCAACGAAGCUGGUGUGGCCAAUCAGUCUUGGUUUCCGGACCCUGGCCUGGCUCAGGCAGACGCAGACAUCACGCUCUUCGCCAUGUCAGCCAACAACGUUGCGUAUAUCGAUCCUGUGACAGAUCCUUUCUUUCAAGCAACACACCAAGUCCAGGUACAAACGUCUACGGGCACGCAAUUAUACUACAAAGCGAACGACUAUGACGAAUUCGUUCACUUUGCCUCUUGUGUCGACCAGCAUCAGCUUUGCGACCCUAAUAUUAAGCCUCCCAAAUGUACAGCUCUUCACGGGUGGAUGACUCUACAAGCUGCUAUAUUGAACUUUGCAUGGACCACGCCUCGUCAGCUGGCUACUGCUUUACGUAUUCAGCAAGUCUUGCAGUAUUCGUCCAUGUUUUACACCACAUCUGGCCGAGGGGGAUUAGUUUUGCGUGCUUCGGAGAAGGUUUCCCAAAUCAUCAGCGCAGGUCUCCCAAGCAAUCAGUGGAUGAUCGAGAUGUCAGAUCUAUUUGCGAUGGCACUUGCUCGACUCCAGCACGGCAUUGUAGAGUACGCUACUGGCCCUACUGAUAUUACGGAGGGCAUGAUCGUGCAAGGCCCCUCAGACUCGGAAGGUCAGGCUCUCUGCUCUGCGCAGAUGGUCCGAAACACGGGCUUGUACUCGAAUUUCUCGAUCCUCGGCCUGAGCCUCAUUGUGGGAAUUGGAACGGUCAUCAUAAUUGCCAGCAUAUUCGUUGAAUCCAUUGUCGACGUCUUUCGGCGCCGUCGGCGUUAUUCAACGGUCAACAACUCUGUUGACAAGAGCCAACAAUGGGUUCUAGAUGGCAAAUUCCAGCUCAUGCGGCUGGCAUAUGAAGGCAUUGGUGUGGGGACAUGGGUUCGGACAGGGGAACAUGUUCCAGUGGUGAAAGAAGGAGGACAAAAGAUAUUCAGUGCAUUUGAGAAGUCGGGAGGUGCGUGA
Messenger RNA from Fonsecaea multimorphosa CBS 102226, 1926 nucleotides. RefSeq lists its product as uncharacterized. The transcript is spliced from 3 exons. NCBI's taxonomy places the organism in Eukaryota, Fungi, Ascomycota, Eurotiomycetes, Chaetothyriales, Herpotrichiellaceae. The record is from RefSeq and is a predicted model, not a curated record. The coding region runs from base 1 to 1926 and encodes 641 amino acids.